AUGGAGGCCCGGAUGGAGGAGGCUCGGGACUCUUUCCCCCUGCCCACUCUCACGCCGGCCGUGCCCCCCUACGUGACCCUGGGUUUGACGGUGGUCUACAGCGCCUUCUACUCGCUGCUCUUCAUUUUCAUCUACGUCCAGCUCUGGUUGGUGCUGCGCUACCGGCAUAAGCGCUUCAGCUACCAGACCGUGUUCCUGUUCCUGUGCCUGCUGUGGUCGGCCCUGCGCACGGUGCUCUUCUCAUUCUACUUCAAGAACUUUGUGACGGCCAACACUUUGGGGCCUUUUGCGUUCUGGCUGCUCUACUGCUUCCCUGUGUGCCUGCAGUUCUUCACCCUCAGCCUCAUGAACCUCUACUUUGCACAGGUCGUGUUCAAGGCCAAGUCCAAAUAUGCACCGGAGCUCCUGAGAUACAGGCUGCCGCUCUACCUUGUCUUCCUUUUCAUGAGCGUGCUGUUUUUAGCCGUCAACCUAGCAUGCGCCAUGCUAGUGAGGAUGUCGUCUGCGGACGCCCGCACUGUGGUGCUGGUGAGAGUGGCCAUCAACGACACCCUCUUCGUCCUGAGUGCCGUUUCGCUUUCGCUGUGUCUCUACAAGAUGGCCAAAAUGUCCCUGGCUAAUAUUUAUCUGGAAUCCAAGGGAACGUCAGUGUGCCAGGUGAGCGCUAUAGGAGCCAUCGUCAUACUCCUGUACACAUCUAGGGCUUGCUACAACUUGGUCGUCUUGGGACUCUCGAACAGUAGCAUCAAUUCCUUUGACUACGACUGGUAUAACGUUUCUGACCAGGCAGAUUUACAGUCCACUCUGGGCGACACAGGUUACAUCGUCUUUGGAGUGAUUUUGUUCGUAUGGGAGCUGCUCCCUACCUCUCUCGUCGUUUUUUUCUUCAGAGUCCGCCAGCCCAACCUGGACAGGACCAGCUCGGGCCUUCCGGGUCACGUCUUCUCCUCUAGGGCUUACUUCUUCGACAACCCUCGACGUUACGACAGUGACGAUGACCUAGCUUGGAGUGUGAUGCCUCAGAACAUCCAAGCCAGUUUGGCUGCAGACAGUUACGAUUGGGGGAGCCAGAGCAACAGCAUCAGUGCGUACGUCGGAGGGGACGACAUUUACCACCUGCCACCUCCUCCGGAGGAGCUCAGCCAUUACUGA
Messenger RNA from Nerophis lumbriciformis (worm pipefish), 1152 nucleotides. The record is from RefSeq and is a predicted model, not a curated record. Lineage: Eukaryota; Metazoa; Chordata; Actinopteri; Syngnathiformes; Syngnathidae.